AUGGGCAGCAGGUUCGCGGGGAGCAAGUUUGGGGGAACCAGGAGAGUGAACGUGGAGUUGCUUAUAGAGAGUGUGAAUAUAGCCGCAGAGCUGGCAUACCACAGCCAUAGAGUGCUGACCAAAUGCGUGGAGGGUGUGGGUUCCGGCUGGGUUGGGGAGGUCACAGAAGCUGCUCUUUCCGCACAGAUUAUUGACGCAACUGGAGGCUUUGCGUCUGAUUUGAAUAUGAGAGGAGGUGCUGGUGUGGUGAGGGUCUCUGCUACCAGUGGGGUGAGAGCAUAUGGGGAUGUGGAUAUGAGUGCACCCAUCCCUGUUCUCUCCGUGUUUGCAGUCAAGCUGCAGACACCUGCUGCUGCUGCUGCUGUGGGAGAGUCAGCAGCGUCGGCAGGAGGGUACGGGGCGCAGGAGAGGGGGAUGGUAAGCUGUCACUCCGCCAUUCGUCCGACGCCCCAUGCUGACGUCAUCCUCCCCAUCCCUCUCUUCCUCUCGUCUUCUGAGGAGGAUCGGAGCAGCUUCGGCACUGACCCAACCCUGGAGCAU
Closterium sp. NIES-65 is the source of this 540-nucleotide messenger RNA. The record is from the annotation of a GenBank genome assembly. NCBI's taxonomy places the organism in Eukaryota, Viridiplantae, Streptophyta, Zygnematophyceae, Desmidiales, Closteriaceae.